Conger conger (European conger) is the source of this 2114-nucleotide messenger RNA. RefSeq names its product jupiter microtubule associated homolog 2-like. The transcript is spliced from 5 exons. The coding region runs from base 105 to 716 and encodes 203 amino acids. Gene Ontology annotation, cellular component: nucleus. Lineage: Eukaryota; Metazoa; Chordata; Actinopteri; Anguilliformes; Congridae. The record is from RefSeq and is a predicted model, not a curated record.
UCCAAGUAGUGUCGUCCCACUCUCGUUGUCGUCGUAGGACACUUACAUCGUGAGUGAUUUUUGCUGUGGCCUCCCUCGGACGUGUCAUACAAGAAUAUCUAACCAUGACUUCAACAAAUAUGUUCCAGGGACUGGAAAAUGAUGGCAAACCGAGCUCUCGGGGGCUCCGACCCCCCGGAGGGGCCUCCAGCGACUUGUUUGGUCAGUGCGAGGAUGUUUCGCCGGCGAGGCGACCUCACAAAAUGAGCUCCACCAUAUUCUCUCCUCCUGAGCAGCCGCAGGAGAGCCCCAAGAGGAGCAAUCCGCCGGGGGGCAAGAGCAGCGUGGUCUUUGGUGCGGCCCCCUCACAGGCCCCCGGCGUCCAGCAGAAAGCCGCUCCCUCCGCCGGGGUGAGCAGCAACAUUUUCGGAGACGGAGAAAGCGAUCUGCCGGCACCCCGCAGUCACCCCAAUAAACCGAAGGACAACAUCGGUAUUCACGGUACGCCAAGACCUGAAGCUCCGGAGCCGAAGGUUGCAAGCCCCGAGAAGGAGACCACUUCCACCCCUCCGGCAGCCGACGGGGGCGUCUCUACUCCCCCUCCCAAGCAGGAGGCGUACUCCCCGUCCCACGGACCCAGCGUGGAGGACCACGAGCCCCGACUGGGGCCCCGGCCUCGGUCCCACAACAAGGUCAUCCAGCCCCCCGGAGGAAAGUCGAGCGUGGUCUUCUACUGACGGCGCUCCGGCCCUUACCGGCUCUCUCUCUCAACGGCUCCGACUUUUGACCUUUCUACCACUGCCCCCGUCCUCCCUCUCCGUCUGUAGACAAAGGAAGCUCUGUCAAAUUGACAAAACGGUAUCGUCAUAGCACGGUUAUGCUUCGUUGUGCAAAAAAAAAAGGGAUCUUCGAUAUUCAUACCAAUCCGAGGUUCUUUUCCGGCUCAAAACCUAUGUGCGCGUAACAUUCCCGGUCUUGAGUUUUAUUCUCGCGAAAGAAUUCAAUUCUAGAAAACUAUUCUGGAAAGCACAACGGGAAAAGGUAUUAAUCACGUACGUACGUCUGCGACCUAUAACUGUGAUCGAGGCUUAGGCUGAGCAUUUUGCGCCCGGCUGCACAAAAACCAGUGAGCGGCUUGCUUCUCGCAUCGACGUGACGUUGGAAGUCUGAGCGGGCUCACGGCCGGCUUCAGUGAACACGCGCGGUACGUUCGCUCCUCCGCGGUAGAGCAUUGUGGCGCUGAUGCUAGACCAGAGGUCUCCAACCCUGGUCCUGGAGAGCUACUGGCUCUGCUGGUUUUCGCUGUUACUCUGCACUUCAUUAAUCAAUUAGAGCAGACGAUUACACGGCUAACUCACCUCACCUGGUUACCCGGGACUCGACAGGGUGCUGAUUUUAAGGUGAAAACAAAAACCAGCAGACCCAGUAGCUCUCCAGGACCAGGGUUGGUGACCUCUGUGCUGGACUGUAGGUUCUCUCCUCCAGACUAAUCAUGGCCGAGUGCCUCCAUCUUCAGAUUUGCACCUCUUGUUCACACAAUGCUGAAGAAUGUGUAAGGACUGCAUUGUGCCAGCAGUAUCUCAUUUUGUAUGAUGCCUCUUCAUCUCAUGAUUUCUGUGGUGUCGUCUGAGCAUUUCUCUGCCUUGUUCUCUUCUUACGAAACAAUGUAUAUUUCAGGGAUAGUAGCGAAAUCAGUCUAAAACCCACUAUAAUAUAGUGCUUUGUUUUUUUUUUUGCAUCUCAUUUUAUAUACAGAAGUAAGUGAUUGUCGAUGCGGGUAUUGUGUUUUUAUUAUGUCCAUCGCUUGUUCUGUGCGAGAAUGUGGUAUUUAAAUGCUGGAGAGGCGUUUUAUGUUUUAAAUUAAAACAGCAGGGCGAAUGCGAGCGCCGUCUGAAAUGUACCCGGAGCGAAGGGGGCGGUUCCUCGCCCGUCUCCUCCCACUAUCAUUCCCCGAGUGUUCCCACUAUCAUUCCCAGAGUGUUCCCACUAUCAUUCCCCAAGUGUCUGCCAUCAGCCCGUGCCAGCCUUCCUCUGUGGGCUUUCUUUCCAUGUUAGCAUGUCUAGCGGGAGUUCACUACAGUGCAGCGCAUAGGGAAGACCUGUGUAAUAAAAUUAAAACCGUUGUAUUUUGAUGA